Messenger RNA from Protopolystoma xenopodis, 573 nucleotides. The record is from the annotation of a GenBank genome assembly. NCBI's taxonomy places the organism in Eukaryota, Metazoa, Platyhelminthes, Monogenea, Polystomatidea, Polystomatidae.
CCGGUUGUAGCAAAAUAUCAUGGGCUGGUCCGAGAUACUGCAACUCUUACCAGUCCUCAACAUGCAGGACCUGAAGCGCCGGCCGUCCACCAAUCGCUUGUGAUACCGAGGAUUCUUGGCUCCACUGCCGCUGCUACGAUCGCUCCCAGUAUCCAAGAGGAACUAUAUCCCUGGCCAACUAGUCAGUAUUCUUGCAAAUAUUCAAGUUCAGUGCACAAGAGAGAAACUCCCAAAAGGACAGUGUCAGCACGGACAGGAUAUGCAAGGCCAGACUUGUCUGGAGAGCUGCCAGACGAUCAUGUUGAGCCGGCAGUGGUACCCUUUGCAAGAUGGCAAGCAGACUCAGUGGAAUCCAGCGACGAGAGUAUGAACCAUGUAACCAGUAAACCGCCGAAAUGGUACCAACAAUGCGGCGGAUUAUCGCCGACAACCAGAGACCAGGAACAGGAGGAACAGUUGAUAGCAUCUUCAAACGAGCGUAGAGAAGCCUAUUGCAAGCUCCUGCAGCACCAUCUUUUCCCACAACUUUUGCGUUUAUAUCAGGUUAGCUCUAUCUUUCCACCGACAAGUUAG